Messenger RNA from Eruca vesicaria subsp. sativa (arugula), 213 nucleotides. The record is from the annotation of a GenBank genome assembly. NCBI's taxonomy places the organism in Eukaryota, Viridiplantae, Streptophyta, Magnoliopsida, Brassicales, Brassicaceae.
AUGACACAGUUACCCCAACCAGAUCUAUCCUCUCGCUCUUACCCUUCCCACAUCUCCUCCAUCACCAUUGUCGCCUGCUCCGGCCACGCCGCUGCUUCCGGUGGUUCCGACGACACAAUUCACCGCUACUUACCUGAAAUCAAGAUCUUUCUUCGACUCAUUCCACUUCCAAUUCAAUCGCUCAACCGUCCCUCUCCGGGGAAACUUACCUAA